Molecule: messenger RNA, 1634 nt
Organism: Owenia fusiformis
Lineage: Eukaryota; Metazoa; Annelida; Polychaeta; Sabellida; Oweniidae
Source: the annotation of a GenBank genome assembly
ACUUACCAUGAAUUAUUGCAGCGGAUAUAAUUAAAAUUGUCGAAAACAUGCUGGAGACUACGCCCUGCUUGAGCUCAAUAUUGAAAUCUCAAAGUUACACAACUAAUUCUAAUGAUUCAUAAUUUCGUUUAUUUGGAAAGUUUGCGUUUUACAAUAUACUCAGGUAAACUCACGCCUGCGCAGCUGAAACUUCCUGCUUAGUCGGCACGAAUUUAACGUGUAAAUUUUAUAUUAUUUAUCCAAGAUUUGCUCAAAAUGCGAAUGAUAAAUCGCAUCAAACAUUACUCACUGCCUUGUGUGGUAUAUAUUCUAUCGAUUCUUGGUGAGACAAUCGGUCUUGGCGAUGUACUACACGCGGUGAACUGCGGCGGAGGGAGCCAUACCGACAUUUUAGGAAUAAACUAUCAAGAAGAUGAUGACCCUAGCAGGGAAGGAACAACUUCAGACUAUGGGAAGAGUUUGGUUAUUCAGAGAUCUCCAACACCUGACAUGAUACUCUACCAAACUGAAAGAUAUCACCAUAGUGAUUUCAGUUAUGAGUUCCCUGCGCCUAAAGAUGGAGAUUAUGUCUUAGUGCUGAAGUUCUGUGAGGUGUGGUUCACCGCAAAUAAUCAAAAAGUAUUUGAUGUGCAGUUGAAUGAGCAGAACAUUAUAAAAAAUCUGGAUAUUUACUCCAAAGUUGGACGUGGUGUCGCCCAUGAUGAAUACAUUCCAUUCAAAAUAAAAAAUAAUAAAAUUACAAUUAGCGGGAAAUCAUCUCCUAUCAAAGCUGGAUCUAUUCCUAUACAUUUAAUAAAGGGGGCUCAAGACAAUCCCAAGCUGAAUGCAUUCUAUGUUAUGAAAGGAAGCAUAGCUGAUGUUCCUAAGCUCCCUGAGAUUGCCCAGGAGAAAGAAACCCAGGAAGAAGAGGAAGAAGAUGAAGAAGAUCAACCUACGAAACCAAAAGAGAAACCUCGAACAGUUAAAACAUCUGGGCCUAAAGCGGCUGAUCCAUAUGCAGCAGAUGACACCAGUAGCAUGUUGUUACCUGUAAUCGCAGCAGUUGGGGCAUUUAUACCCUUGCUCUUCUGUCUUUGUAAAUUGUAAUUCUGUGCUGUGAGAUUAUUCUCAUGAUGGCCUACAGUAUGGUUACUUAAGUUGUAACUUUGAUGUAACUAUUUUUACUUCUAAGGGGAAUUUUUGUACUUAUGUUGAUUACUAUAGUUACUUCUGUAGUAUUGUAACUACUUAAACAUCAAUGGUAACUAGUGUAACUUCUAUGGUUAAUUUGAUUUCCAUUUAGAUAAUAAUUUUCACCUAUUAUUAGUAAAGUGAUUUAUUUUGAUAGAAAUCCAUUAUUUUUAUUUUCAAAAUAUUAAAGCAGAAUUUAGUUUACUUAUUAUGUCAAUAUAUUGACCAUCGGUCCCCAAACUAGGCCAAUUGGUUUUUGAAUAGUGACUCAGUGCAUGGUUAUUUAAAAAAUAAAAUAUUUUGUCCAGGUAACUUAAUAAUUAAGUUGAAAAAACAAGUAGCAAAUUAUAAUUUUGAAUGAUUAUUUUGAUGGUAACCAUUUAUAGAAAGUAAUACAUUUAAUAUGAAAAAUGCAAGGCCAUCAAGAGUUACAAAAUAUAGAAAAUUUGGUUACACUCUACAGC